This is a messenger RNA of Acanthisitta chloris (rifleman), 2112 nucleotides long. It is a transcript of the gene PFKM, whose product is annotated as phosphofructokinase, muscle. Lineage: Eukaryota; Metazoa; Chordata; Aves; Passeriformes; Acanthisittidae. Gene Ontology annotation, cellular component: 6-phosphofructokinase complex; membrane; cytoplasm. Gene Ontology annotation, biological process: fructose 1,6-bisphosphate metabolic process; canonical glycolysis; fructose 6-phosphate metabolic process. Gene Ontology annotation, molecular function: monosaccharide binding; fructose-6-phosphate binding; 6-phosphofructokinase activity. The record is from RefSeq and is a predicted model, not a curated record.
AUGGGGGUCCCACAGGGGGGAACAGUCAUCGGCAGCGCUCGCUGCAAGGAUUUCCGGAUGAGGGAAGGGAGGUUGAAGGCAGCUCAGAACUUGGUGAAACGUGGCAUCACCAACCUCUGCGUCAGUGGAAGUCUCACCGGGGCAGACACCUUCAGAGCUGAGUGGAGCAGCCUCCUGGCUGAACUGGUCAAACUGGGUGGGAUCACAGCAGAGGAGGCCAAAAAGUCGAGUUACCUGAACAUCGUGGGCAUGGUGGGAUCCAUCGACAACGACUUCUGCGGCACCGACAUGACCAUUGGCACCGACUCGGCUCUACACCGCAUCAUGGAGAUUGUGGAUGCCAUCACCACCACGGCCCAGAGCCACCAAAGGACCUUCGUGCUGGAGGUGAUGGGACGUCACUGUGGCUACCUGGCACUGAUCACUGCCUUGGCCUGUGGAGCUGAUUGGGUCUUCAUCCCUGAGGCUCCUCCUGAGGAUGAUUGGGAAGAACAUUUGUGCCGGAGGUUGACAGAGACCCGUGUGGGUGGCUCAAGGCUGAACAUCAUCAUCGUGGCUGAGGGAGCCAUUGACAAGCAUGGCAAGGCCAUCACCUCCGAUGACAUCAAAACUCUGGUGGUGAAGCGUUUGGGAUAUGACACCAGGGUCACCAUCCUGGGCCAUGUCCAGCGUGGUGGGACACCCUCGGCCUUCGAUCGCAUCCUGGGCAGCAGGAUGGGGGUGGAGGCCGUGAUGGCUCUGCUGGAGGGAACUCCAGACACUCCUGCCUGCGUCGUCAGCCUCUCGGGCAACCAAGCCGUGCGCCUGCCCCUGAUGGAGUGUGUCCAGGUGACCAAGGACGUGACAACAGCCAUGAACGAGGGACGAUUCGACGACGCCUUGAAGCUAAGGGGAAGGAGCUUCCAGAACAACUGGAAUGUCUAUAAGCUGCUGGCACAUAUCCGUCCACCCCCAACCAAGAGUGGUUACACUUUGGCUGUGCUCAACGUGGGUGCUCCAGCCGCAGGGAUGAACGCAGCCGUCAGGUCAACCGUCAGGAUUGGCCUCAUCCAUGGCCAUCGGAUGUUGGCGGUGCACGAUGGGUUUGAGGGACUCGCCUUCGGGAUGGUGGAAGAGAUCAGCUGGGACAAGGUUGGGGGCUGGACAGGGCUGGGAGGCUCCAAACUGGGGACAAAAAGGACUUUGCCCAAGAAAUACUUCGAGGAAAUCAGCAGCAACAUCAGCAAAUUUGGCAUCCAUGGGCUGAUCAUCAUCGGGGGCUUUGAGGCCUUCACAGGCAGCCUGGAGCUGACGGAGGGCAGGAGCAAGUAUGAGGAGCUCUGCAUCCCCCUCUGCAUCAUCCCUGCCACCGUCUCCAACAACGUCCCCGGCUCCGACUUCAGCAUCGGUGCUGACACCGCGCUCAACACCAUCACCACGACCUGUGACCGCAUCAAGCAAUCUGCAGCCGGGACCAAGCGCCGAGUCUUCAUCAUCGAGACCAUGGGAGGCUUCUGUGGCUACUUGGCCACCAUGGCAGGACUGGCAGGUGGUGCUGAUGCUGCUUACAUCUAUGAGGAGCACUUCAGCAUCCGUGACCUGCAGGCCAACGUGGAGCAUCUGACUGACAAGAUGAAGACGACAGUGAAGAGAGGGUUGGUGCUCAGGAACGAGAGGUGCAACGAGAACUACACCACUGACUUCAUCUACAACCUCUACUCCGAGGAGGGCAAAGGCAUCUUUGACUGCAGGAAGAACGUGCUAGGACACAUGCAGCAGGGUGGGACCCCAACCCCCUUCGACAGAAACUUCGGCACAAAAAUGGGUGCCAAGGCCGUGGCAUGGAUCACUGCGAAGAUCAAGGAGUGCUCCAGGCAUGGNNGGAUCUUUGCCAACACAGCUGACUCCGCUUGCCUGCUGGGCAUGCGCAAGCGCAGCUUGGUCUUCCAGCCCUUGGCUGACCUCAAGGAGCAGACAGACUUUGAGCAUCGCCUACCCAAGGAGCAGUGGUGGCUGAAGCUUCGCCCCAUCCUGAAGAUCCUGGCCAAAUACAACAUUGACCUGGACACCUCAGAGAAAGCUCACCUGGAGCACAUCACACGCAAGAUUGCAGCUCCUGAGACCAGCAUCUAA